AUGUUUGUAGUUGCAUCUCUACAGGCAUGUUUUUGGUUAUCCAAUAGGUUCAGAUUAAAAUUCAUAUUUGCCUCCCAACAGGAAUUCAAAAGUAAAAUGCAGGCUCUGGACAUCCGAAAGGAGAACCUACACAAAAAGAAACAAGAGAUGGCAGAUUACAUCAUUAAAUAUGACCAGUUUCUGAAGGAGAAUGACCAGAAGAAGCAGAGGGCUAGAAUGAAGGCAGAGAAGGAGAGGGAGCUUAAAAAGCAACGAGAGAUUGAUCUCAUCAACAUGCAUGCAGAGACUGCAUCCCUAAAAGAGGAAAAGAAGAUGCUAGAUCUGAAUGUCCGGAAAAAUGCAGUCUAUGCAAGGUACCUGGAAAAGGUACUGGAAGUCUCCAGUGAGUUUCAGGAAAUCCGUCAGCUGUUGGGUCGCUAUGACACACUCAUUUCUACCAACAAAGACUUACUGCAGACGGCACAGGAGAACCAGGAGGUGAUUGAGAAGGCCGGUGCCCAGCUGGCACACUGCAUCGAGCAGAAGACUGAUGAGAUCCUGCAGUACAACAACAAGCUGUCAGACCUACAGACACUGCUGGAUAGAGCACACAGCAAGGCUCUACUCUGGGAAUCUCGCUGGGCUCACAUCCAGAAUACGGCUGCAAAGAAGACGCUCCUGCUUGGUACAAUUAAAAUGGCAACUCUGAACCUGUUCCAGACUAUCGUUAAGGAAAUGAAGGAUGAGGCUGUGGCAGUGCCACUGGAAGACACGGCCACACAGCUGGACAUGAUUCAGCAGCACAUCCAAAGGUUAACAGAGAUCUGGCAAGAAGUGACCAAGACAGAUGACAGCACAUCUGGUACAAAUCAGACAUACCAGAACCCAAAAAAAGUGACUCACUGA
Messenger RNA from Protopterus annectens (West African lungfish), 885 nucleotides. Its product is annotated as coiled-coil domain-containing protein 42-like. The transcript has 6 exons. The record is from RefSeq and is a predicted model, not a curated record. Lineage: Eukaryota; Metazoa; Chordata; Ceratodontiformes; Protopteridae. The coding region runs from base 1 to 885 and encodes 294 amino acids.